AUGGCGCCAAGUAACCAGAGCCCAGGAAAUGAAGAGAACGCUCCGCCAAAUCAGAUUCCCCUUCAAGAUCUCUCGAAACCAGAAGAUGGCGCUUACGACCGUGGCCGAAGCCCGCGUGGCAGCCUCUUCUCACGACCAUCAAUGAUCGGAAGGGGAUCGCGGAGGGCCUAUGAAAGUGUCGCAGAGGAGUCUCCUAAUGAUUCGGCUGGACCGAGCAGGAAUCCUUUCCGACCAACACAAGGCCAUGCGGACAUUGCUUCGCCCAUUGACGACCUGGGAGGAUUUGCGCAAGCCAUGUCCUCGGUUGGCCUGAACUUCGACGGACCACAAUCAAGAGCUUCACUGUCCGGUCCCCCCGGAGGUCGCGGUUUUGACGAUGCUGCUUCCGAUCUCGAUGUUGUGCCUCUAGACGCUUACGAUCCCCACGACCCCCACGAAUACCAUAUACCCGCGGACGAUGAUGAUAGGGCUGGCCUGACAGAUCCUCGAUACUUACAACCGAUCAGCGGAGCUGCGGGCACGGAGGAACGGCGGAGCAGCGACACUGGUGGUCACUCUUUUCAGUUCGGCGGUUCACGGCUGGGUGACGAUCUCCCUCACUUGGAGGAUGGAUUGGGAAGUCGUCGUGGUAGCAGUGCUCGUGACCGGUCACGUUCGCUGUCUCCCUCCACCUCCGGAGGAGCUCUGCAGCGCGCUAGUUCCAUGGUGAAAUCCAUGUCGCAGCGUGUGGUCAACUUGAGUAACGAACCGGAAGUUGUACAGCAGUCGAUUGAGAGGGAGGAAUCUAAUAAGAAUGCACGAAUGGACGGACCUCCAGUUCUGCCUGCGAUGGUGGCCUUUGAAGACGUUCCUCAACAAGAGACUCCAACUGCUAGAGAGAAGCGUUCCUCAAGCAGAAUAUGGAGGAAUCGAAAUAACCCGUUCAGAGGCAGGUCGCUUGGGCUCUUUGGACCAGACCAUCCCCUUCGACUCUGGCUGUGUGAUAUCCUGGUCCAUUCGUUUAUGGAGCCCGUUAUUUUGAUCGUCAUCGUCAUCCAGACCAUCUUGUUGACUGUUGAAGACGCGCUUCCUAAUUAUCCGAAUUCAGUGGAAUGGGGAAGCAGCAACCUCGAUUACGUUUUCCUUGUCAUUUUCGUCAUAUAUACACUUGAAAUAGGUGCCAAAAUCUUGGUGUCCGGAUUGAUCUUCAACCCCGUUGAGUACAGCACAUUGAAUCGCACUCUCGGCGUCAGGAAAGCGAUAGCGGAGAAGGGCAAGAACCUGAUCACGCCCCAUCGACAGGCUACCACCAGGAAAGCAUCCAUGCUACCAGCCGAACCGCAAGCCUCGAUUCUGCGAACAUUCACAGGGAUGAAUGGAUUAGAUCCUGAAGUCCUCGAUGACCCUUCACAUAAACGCCGCGUUAGACUUGCCCACCGUGCAUUUCUCCGACACUCUUUCAAUCGCCUGGACUUCGUAGCAGUGGUCGCCUUUUGGGUAUCGUUUUUCCUUACAUUGUCGGGUGUGGAGAAAACACGCCAAUUGUACAUUUUCCGCAUGCUGAGUUGCCUUCGUAUCUUGCGUUUGCUUGCCAUGACCAACGGCACUUCGGUUAUUCUUCGAAGUCUCAAACGAGCAGCUCCUCUCCUCGUACAUGUUGCAUUCCUGAUUGGUUUCUUCUGGCUUCUAUUUGCUAUCAUUGGCAUCCAGAGCUUCAAAUCCAGUUUCCGGAGAACUUGUGUUUGGAUUGAUCCUGAGGGUAAGAGAAAUUUCACAUUGAAUAACGCAUGGGAUACACUGCAGUUUUGCGGUGGAUAUCUCAAUAACACGACCGGAGAAAAAAUGCCAUGGCUUGACUCUACAGGGUUGGACUCAGGAUUCGGCCCUAAAGGAUACCUUUGUCCGCAGGGCUCCAUAUGCAUGGAAGGUGGCAAUCCGUACAAGGGAACAUUCGGCUUCGACAACAUUCUACACUCAUUGGAAAUGGUAUUCGUGAUCAUGAGUUCCAAUACCUUUACUGAUCUGUUGUACUACACCACUGACAGUGACUACCUCGCGGCAGCUCUAUUUUUUGCCUGCGGUCUUGUCAUUUUGAGUCUCUGGUUGGUGAACCUGCUGGUCGCCGUUAUCACGCACUCAUUCCAGGUGAUCCGAGAAGAGAGCAAGCGCAGUGCUUUUGCCGUUCAAAAGAUAGAUGUUGUCGAGGAAGAUGAGACAACGACUCGCAAAAUCAGUCCCCUCAAGCGUAUCUAUGACCAAACUGAGUGGGUUUGGGUCUGUAUCAUCAUUUUUGACCUCAUUGUGCAAGCGCUUAGGAGCUCGUCUAUGUCCGCCAGCCGUGCCAAAUUCAUCGAUACCACCGAGACUGUGGUCACUCUCGUUUUCCUCGUUGAGAUUAUCCUGCGUUUUGCCUCGGAUUGGAGAGUUUUUCAUCACAGGCGACGUAAUCUGACAGACUUCUUGCUUGUUAUAAUUACCUGCAUCAUCCAACUGCCGCCCAUCAGGAACUCAGGCCGCGCAUACACAGUUCUCACUCUCUUCCAGAUCCUACGGGUCUACCGGGUCGUUCUGGCAUUCUCUGUGACAAGAAAGCUGAUCAUGGUGGUCUUCCGUAACACCGUCGGUCUGCUUAACCUUAUCUUCUUCCUAUUCUUGAUGACUUUCCUCGCUGCCAUCUUCGCAACACAGCUUUUCCGGAGCCAGAUACCAUCCGAAGAUGAAGGUGGUGGCACGAUCUUGAUCACAUUUGGAAACAUUUACAACUCGUUUUUGGGAAUGUACCAAAUCCUUUCAAGUGAGAAUUGGACCGUUAUCCUUUAUAAUGCCACUGCAUACACUACCGACUUCAAUACCGCCUGGAUCUCGGCGGCGUUUAUCAUCCUUUGGUUCAUCGUUGCGAACUUCAUCAUUCUAAACAUGUUCAUUGCUGUCAUUCAGGAGAGCUUCGAUGUGUCAGAGGAUGAGAAACGCCUGCAUCAAGUCAGAGCAUUCCUGGAACAGAAACAAGUUCACGGAGCACCUCAAGGAACUUUGGCCCUUUCGAAGAUCUUCCGUCUGGGUCGAGAUUCAGCCCGGUAUAAGGAUCCACUCGAUCACGGUCCUGCGGCAUUGGAAAUGCUGCUCAAGGAUGCCGUGGUGCACGAGUUUCUAGACGAAGAGGAGGGCAAGCAGGAUGAACGACCAAAGGGCACACGAAGAGACAGUGCAAUGCAUGAAGGAGCUGCUCAGGAUACCGUUCAACCUGGCUGGAUCUCACUCAUGUGGACCAAGGCCAGCACACUCGUCAUGCGUCGGGAACCGAACCCUUUCUACUCAAAGUUGAAGUUCUCCCGUGCCUACGAGGAAUUGGAUCCGAGAACCAUGGCAAGAGAAGUUGUUACUGCGGCAGAACAGAGAAAGCGGGACCAGCGGGAGUUCCUAGUGAAGCAUCCCAACUACAACAAAUCGCUGUUCAUAUUCUCCCCGGACCAUUUUGUUCGAAGACUCUGCCAGCGCAUUGUUGGUCCAGGACGUGGUCACCAACGAGUGGAGGGCGUCGAUCCUUACAAACCAGUGUGGUAUGCCUUCUCAGCUUUCAUUUACGCAGCAAUUGUCGCAAUGGUGCUUCUUGCCUGCAUCACAACGCCACUUUACCAGCGGGAGUAUUUCCGCACUGAUCGCAAUUGGUUCGUCUAUACCGAUCUUGGCUUUGCUGUUGUGUUCUCCAUCGAAGCCACGAUCAAGGUCGUUGCCGAUGGCUUCUUCUGGACGCCGAACGCAUUCUUCCGAAGCUCCUGGGGUUUCAUCGACGGAAUUGUGUUAGUCACCCUUUGGGUUAGUGUCGGCGGGUCGCUCCGAGAGGACUGGAGUGUCUCUAGGGCUAUUGGUGCCUUCAAAGCACUGAGAGCUCUGCGUCUGUUGAAUGUCAGUGACAGUGCGAAAGAUACUUUCCACUCUGUCAUCAUUGUUGGAGGAUGGAAGGUCGUGGCUGCGGCGGCCGUCUCCAUGAGUUUCUUGAUUCCCUUUGCAAUCUAUGGUGUCAAUCUUUUCAACGGGCAGAUGAUGAGCUGCAAUGACGGUAAUUUCGCUGGAAAUCUGACCAAUUGUGUUGGCGAAUUCGCCAAUUCGCCUUACAACUGGGACGUUCUCUCCCCGCGCGCUGUAGAGAACGCAUACUACGACUUCGAUAAUUUUGGCGACUCUCUCUUCAUUCUGUUCCAGAUUGUAUCUCAGGAGGGUUGGAUCGAUGUGCAAGAAAGCGCGAUGGGCAUUACUGGAAAGAUGAUGCAGCCGCAAGGUAUGAUUGCACCAGAGAACGGAUUGUUCUUCGUUGUAUUCAACUUGCUUGGAGCUGUGUUUGUCCUGACGCUGUUUGUGUCUGUGUUCAUGCGUAACUACACAGAACAGACUGGAGUUGCGUUCUUGACUGCCGAACAACGUUCCUGGUUGGAAUUGCGCAAGCUUCUACGACAGGUAUCGCCCUCGAAGCGCUCGUUUGACGACAAGAGCAAGAAAUUGCGGCUGUGGUGUUACCGGAUUGCAGUCAAGAAGCAUGGCCGAUGGGCAACAUUCGUGACUUUGAUUCUUUGCAUCCACUUGCUUUUGCUAGUCCUGGAGUAUUACCCCGAACCUGCUUGGUGGGAACUGGUUCGCAGUAUUAUAUUCUUUGCGUUCAUGUUUGUUUACGCAGGAAAUGUUAUGAUACGUCUGAUUGGCCUUGGGUGGCAUCGAUUCAGCCGAAGUUCAUGGGACCUAUUUUCUCUUAUAGCCGUUCCUGGCGCUUUCAUCACCUCUAUCUUGGAUAUUGCUUACAAUCAAAGACACGUCGUGGUUGAGCUCAACAAGCUCUUCCUCGUGUCCGUUGCUUUGCUGCUUAUUCCACGAAACAACCAGCUUGACCAGCUCUUCAAGACAGCUGCAGCCAGUCUUUCUGUGAUUGGCAAUCUUCUGGCCACCUGGUUCGUGUUGUUCUUGGUGUAUGGCAUUGCGAUGAACCAAGCGUUUGGUCUUACCAAGUUUGGCGACAACGAGGAUCACAACAUCAAUUUCCGCGAUGUGCCCAAGUCUCUCAUCUUGCUAUUUCGAGCCAGUUGUGGAGAGGGUUGGAACGAACUCAUGGAGGACUUUGCUACCAUGGCCCCGCCCUUUUGCACAUACAACUCCAACUUCCUCGACGAUGACUGCGGAAGUCCGGGAUGGGCCCGGUCUCUCUUCAUCUCCUGGAACUUGAUCAGUAUGUAUAUCUUUGUCUCGCUGUUUGUCUCUCUUAUCUUCGAGAGUUUCUCCUAUGUCUACCAGCGGAGCAGCGGGCUGUACGCGAUUAGUCGCGAGGAGAUUCGCCGAUUCAAGCAGGCGUGGGCCACGUACGAUCCAGAUGGAACCGGGUUUGUCUCAAAGGAGCAGUUCCCUCGCCUUCUGGGAGAAUUGUCUGGUGUCUUUGCAACACGGAUUUACGAGGGUGAGUUCUCGGUUGGGAGCAUCCUUGAACGAUGCCGAGUCGAGCCUCACAGAAACUCAAUGGCUUCGCUUGCAAGAAAUUCGAUGGUUUCAUUGCAUGAGCCACGGCCGCCUAUUCGACCAACUUCGCGUGUCGCGGCCGGUGUGGAUCUCGACGAGCUCUCUCGGAUCAUAUCAAAAAUCCCCGUGCAAACUAUUCGAGAAAGGCGUGAGCGGUUGAAUACUUUCUACGAAGAAGUCCUGGUAUCAGCAGACCCUGAUCGCGGCAUCUCCUUCCACCAGUGCCUGAUGAUUCUCGCUCAUCACAAUGUGAUCAGUGACAGCAAGAGUUUACGUUUGGAAGAAUUCUUGCGCCGCCGGGCACGGUUGCAGCGUGUGGAGGAGGCUGUCCGUCGAAACACCGUCGUCGGCUUUUUUGAUACCCUGUACUGGUCUCGUCGAUUCCGUCGCCAGGUUGAGCGCAAGAAGUCUGGCCGGAUGAGCAUGAUCCCAACAUUCACCGUGCCCGAGAUAUUUGUCGAUGACCCAGUCGACGAGCAUGACGAGCACGAUGAACCCGGUUCUGGAGCAAUGACCCCACAAACCCAACCAGAAUUUGAUACCAAUGUCGCGCCCAUGCUCUCGCCGGUCUCUCUCCACCGACGAGCAGAGUCCAGCCCGGCAGCGCGCCACGAAACUCUGCCUCGCAUCGACACCAAUUUGAGCGGGCGAGCGUCUGGAGCCAGCACGCCAACGAGGGAUUGGUCAAGCAUCAGCCCCUCCCGCACUCCGCAGCACAUGUAUGGGAAUCGCGCCUCGUUCGACACUCACGAAACGCUCGAGUCUUCUUCUGUCACGCGUUCGCGUCAGAAUAGCAUCAUGAAUGUCCAAGGAGUCAUGAAUUCGUUAGAUAACUCCGCCUGGGGCGAGAGUCUCCGGCGAAGUUUCACGCAACGGCGACCCGGCGACCGAUCGUCUGAUUAA
Molecule: messenger RNA, 6378 nt
Organism: Penicillium canescens
Lineage: Eukaryota; Fungi; Ascomycota; Eurotiomycetes; Eurotiales; Aspergillaceae
Gene: cch1
Product: calcium channel protein CCH1
Exons: 3
Coding region: 1-6378 (2125 amino acids)
Biological process (GO): calcium ion import across plasma membrane
Cellular component (GO): membrane; voltage-gated calcium channel complex
Molecular function (GO): high voltage-gated calcium channel activity; calcium ion binding
Source: RefSeq, a predicted model, not a curated record